CAGCGGAGCCCAGGGUGGGAGGGGCUUAGCUAAUGAAGGGCAGCCGAAGUGAAACUUGGGACUCUCUCCCGAGGGACAGGCGCACGAGACAGCAGAUCAGCACAUAAGGUGACUAUGCGGCACCGCGGACUACGGACUGGCUCAAGCACUUGACACUGGAGACUGUGGCUGCUCUUCCGGAGCGCUCAUGAGACCAGCGGAUCGAAAAGUACAGAAACACUCGAAGACAUGACUGGCUCUCCAUUUGCGACGCUGAUCUGUUCACUUCAUCUUCCGGUGGACGACUGUCCCGCUGGCCCGCCAGCUCCCGAUGGAGGACAGAGGCUCCAUGGCCUCAGAAGAGGACCGCCGGGUCCAGGGCGGGAGCCUCUCCCUGCCAGCGCCGCCGGAGGGCCCUGCCGCGCAGAUCGCCUCUGAGCCCAGCAAGGCCCGGUCCUUGGCCCACAGGCAGCCGUGCAGAAGGAACGGGCUGUCGAAGCUCUGCCAGAGCAGGACGGCGCUGUCCGGAGACAGAUGGAGCUCCUACUGUUUGUCGUCAUUGGCUGCCCAAAAUAUUUGCACAAGCCAAUUGCACUGCCUGGCGGCGCCUGAGCAGGCGGACCUGGCAGGGUCCCUGGGCAGCACGUCCUGCUGUUCCCUGCUGCGGGGCUUGUCCUCAGGGUGGUCCACACCUCCGCUCCCGGCCCCUGUGUGCAACCCCGGCAAGGCCGUGUUCACCGUGGACGCCAAGACCACAGAGAUCCUGGUGGCCAGCGACAGAGCCUGCCGGCUCCUGGGGUACAGCAGCCACGACCUGAUUGGCCAGAAGCUCACACAGUUCUUCCUGAAGCCAGAGUCCGACGUGGUGCAGGCCCUCAGUGAGGAGCACGUGGAGGCCGACGGCCACGCCGCCGUCGUGUUCGGCACGGUGGUGGACGUCGUGAGCCGCAGUGGGGAGCAGAUCCCAGUCUCCGUGUGGAUGAAGAGGGUGAAGCAGGAGCACAGCCUCUGCUGCGUGGUCGUGCUGGAGCCCGUGGAGAGGGUCUCGGCCUGGGUGGCUUUCCAGAGCGACGGAACCGUGACGUCCUGUGACGGUCUCUUUGCCCAGCUGCACGGAUUCACAUCUGGGGAGGAGGUGGUCGGGCAGCGCAUCACAGACCUUAUCCCUGCUGUGCAGCUCCCGCCGCCCGGCGAGCGCAUCCCCAAGAAUCUCAAGAUUCAGAGGUCUGUUGGAAGAGCCAAGGAUGGCACCACCUUCCCUCUGAGCUUAAAGCUGAACUCUAAACCCGGCAACGCGGAGGCAGCGGACGGCAAGGCGGCCCCUGACCGGGGCUACUCGGCAUCCAUCUGGGUGUUCUCCACCAUCAGUGGGCUCAUCACCCUCCUGCCGGACGGGACCAUCUACGGCAUCAACCACAGCUUUGCUCUGAUGCUGUUUGGUUAUGGAAAGGAUGAGCUCCUGGGCAAGAACAUCACUUUCCUGAUUCCUGCUUUCUACCACUACAUGGACCUUGCCUGUGACAGUUCCUUUCUGCUGCCGGACGUGGCCAACUGCCUGGACGUUGGCAGUCACAGUGGGCCUGGGGAGACCACCGGGGACGCCCAGCACACAGCCGAGGAUCUAAGGGUGAACACCGAGACCCCAAAGCCAGUGGAGAGCCAGGCCGCCCCCCCCAGGGCCCAGGUUCCUGCGGACGCCGGAGGCCGCCUCGCCUUCUCCCUCCCGGCGCUGCCCACUCUGGGGGUGGACAGCGUCCCAGAAGGAAGCCGGCCAGCCCACAGCGAACACUCAUUAUCCAAGGACCGGCAGAACGUGCCAGAAGGAAGCCCGCCAGCCCAGGAACAGUCACUGCCCGAGGGCCAGCGAAGCAUGCCAGGGGGAUGCCCGUCAGCCCCUGGCCAACGGUCGUCGCCAGAGGACCAGCAGAGCGCUGUCUUAGAGAAAGAGCGGCUGGCAACAGCAGAGAGCCUCAGGCAGGACCUGCUGGGAGGAAACAGGUCUGGGCCAGUGGACACAAAACCAUGUGCUUCCCAUGAAGAUUCUGAAACACCAGUGCCAAGUGCAGAUGGGACCAGUGGUGCUGCAAGGGGUGGCCUGUAUCAGGAGACACAGCUGGGGCGGAGGGGCUCGAGUGGUGCCAGCGAUUCAGACCACAGGGCUGAUGGCACCAAGGCCAGGCCCCACGCUGCGGGUCAGCCGGCAGGGCAGGGCCUCCCGGUGCGCGGCCCUGGAUUCGAGGGAGAGUGGCGCGCCCAGCGGGGAAGCCCGGACUCGGCCCCCAGCCCCUCGGGGACGGUGCAGCCCUUGCUCUCGACGCCUCCUUUGGCUGAGCCGUGGCUGGGGACGUGCUUGAUUAAGGAGCAGCUGUGCGCAUCGAGCUUCGCGGGGCCUUGGGGUGUCUCCUAUGCCGAGCAGCCCCCGCCCUCCACCCCUGCGUCCUUGUAUGACCUGGGAGGCACAGACCCGCACGGUGGCCGCUCGGGCAGCUCCUCGGCCUGCUACGCCCUUGCCACUGACCUGCCCGGUGCCCCGGAGGCCACGGAGGCCUGGGAGGCUGGCGAGAAUUCGUUUUCCUGGAACCUCAAGGAACUCGUUUUCAGCGAAUGGACAGACCGAACUUCUUCGAACCGUUCCUGCGCUACGUCUGAGCUCGGGGGGAGCUGCUCCCCUUCGCUCGGGGUCUCUGAUGUGGACGUGAGCGGUUUGCGCAGGCAGAGGUCAGAAGUCCUGGACCACCGGGAGCUGUCGCUGCUGACCGGCGCCGACUUCAGUCUGGGUGGAGGCCGGCGGUCCCGCGAGGGCGGUCUGGAACUGGAUGGAACCGAACCAUCGCACAUGUGCUUGGCAUCCUCUGAACACGAUGACCUGGAUGAGAGCCCGGACCGCGUCCCUCCUGUGUCGGGAGCCGGCCCCGUGGGCGCGUCCCCGCUAGAGGCACCCAGGCUGAGCCUCCAGGCCACCUCCACGCCUGUGAGAGCAGACGGCCCUGCGCCGCUGGGGGCCGCCGACCUGCAGCCCGAGAUCCAGGAGGGCGCCUACGCGGGGAGCUGUUACCACCGAGACGGCUCGCAGCUGGGUGUGCAGUUUGAAGUGAAGCGGGUGGCACUCCAGGGCUCGUCCGCCCUGUUCUGCUGCUGGCUGGUGAAGGACCUGCUGCACGGUCACCUGGCCUCGGCCCCGCGGCCCCGCCUGUUCCUGAGCAGCCUGCCCAGCUCCGCCCACUCCACCUGCGAGCUGUCUGGAGCCAGCCUGGGGCAGGUGCUCGCGAGCAAACCCUGGUUUGAGGAGCCCCCCGAGGCCGUGGAGCUGGAGGGGCUGGCGGCCUGCGAGGGCGCGUACUCCCGCAAGUACAGCACGCUCAGCCCCAUCGGCAGCGGGGCCUUCGGCUUCGUGUGGACGGCGGUGGACCAGGAAGCGAAUAAGGAGGUGGUGGUGAAGUUUAUUAAGAAGGAGAAGGUUUUGGAGGAUUGUUGGAUUGAGGAUCCCAAACUUGGGAAAGUGACUUUAGAGAUUGCCAUCCUGUGCAGGGUGGAGCACGCCAACAUCAUCAAGGUACUGGAUGUAUUUGAAAACCAAGGGUUCUUUCAGCUGGUCAUGGAGAAGCACGGCUCCGGCCUGGACCUCUUUGCAUUCAUCGACCGCCAUCCCAGCCUCGAUGAGCCCCUGGCGAGCUACAUCUUCCGACAGCUGGUGUCAGCAGUGGGAUACCUGCGCUCCAAGAGCAUCAUUCAUCGGGACAUCAAGGACGAGAACAUCGUGAUCGCUGAGGACUUUACAAUCAAGCUCAUAGACUUCGGCUCGGCUGCCUACCUGGAGAGGGGCAAGCUGUUCUAUACCUUCUGUGGGACAAUUGAGUACUGCGCGCCCGAAGUCCUCAUGGGAAACCCUUACAAGGGGCCGGAGCUGGAGAUGUGGUCGAUGGGCGUCGCGCUGUACACGCUGAUCUUCGAGGAGAACCCCUUCUGCGAGCUGGAGGAGACCUUGGAGGCCGCGAUAAACCCCCCGUACCUGGUGUCGGAAGACCCAGGACCUGCAGUUGUGCGAUGCGCUCCACCUGCCCCCAGCCGGGGCCCUCCGUCAGUCUUCUGGCCACACGCCUUUCUGUCCCCAGAUCUCAUGAACCUCAUGUCUGGGCUGCUACAGCCUGUCCCCGAGCAGCGCACCACCUUGGAGAAGCUGGUGACAGACCCCUGGGUGACGCAGCCUGUGAACCUGGCUGACUAUACCUGGGAAGAGGUGUGUCGACUAAACAAGCCAGAGAGCGGAGUUCUGUCCACUGUCAGUCUGGAGCUGGAGGGCAGGAGCCCAAGUGCAGUGGCUCGGGCCCCGGAGCUGCGCAGGGCUUCAUGUGCGAGGGCAGGCCCCUAACCGCCGGGAAACCCAGCUCUCUGCUGCUCUCCUUCACUCAGGAAGUCAUGUUAUAUUCAGGCCCCUUCCAUUCAGAGAAAGUACGUUCUCAAGAAUUAGGCCCAUUACACCAUCUAAAACCUCAUAUGCAAGCUUGAUAAAUGUUAGAACAAAAGCCAGGGAUACUAUAUUGUUUUAGGGUUAUAAAAUAGACUUGGAAUUCAUUUUUUUUCAUGGCCUUGAAAAAAUUCUAGUGUUAAUUUUGAGUUUUGUACUAUUUUUUACUAUUAAAAGGCUUCUAAUUUGUGAAAUUCCAAAAGGCAUACAAAAGGUUUUUAACCCUCUUUCUACUUUUGUAUAUGUGCCUGUGUUUCUGCUUCCUGACUUGGUAUAUGCUCGUCUCUUAUGCGGAAUGUGUAGAACCUGUUCACCGAAUGACCAGAUUAUUUCAUUAAUUUAUUUCCUUGAACGUUUUCCAAAUUAA
Molecule: messenger RNA, 4811 nt
Organism: Balaenoptera ricei (Rice's whale)
Lineage: Eukaryota; Metazoa; Chordata; Mammalia; Artiodactyla; Balaenopteridae
Gene: PASK
Product: PAS domain containing serine/threonine kinase
Exons: 19
Coding region: 311-4348 (1345 amino acids)
Biological process (GO): intracellular signal transduction; negative regulation of glycogen biosynthetic process; protein phosphorylation
Cellular component (GO): cytosol; cytoplasm; nucleus
Molecular function (GO): protein serine/threonine kinase activity; ATP binding
Source: RefSeq, a predicted model, not a curated record